Spea bombifrons (plains spadefoot toad) is the source of this 1052-nucleotide messenger RNA. RefSeq names its product beta-microseminoprotein-like. Lineage: Eukaryota; Metazoa; Chordata; Amphibia; Anura; Pelobatidae. The record is from RefSeq and is a predicted model, not a curated record. The transcript is spliced from 4 exons. The coding region runs from base 61 to 426 and encodes 121 amino acids.
CCAGGUACAGGCAAAACGUGUUCUUCCAAAGACAGUGAAUUAAAUCUAUCAUUCGCAAUCAUGUCUCGGGACAACACAAGCAGCUUGCCAAGGAAUUGCUUAGCGAUUGCAGCUCUGGCUUUGGGCUCCUUAGCAAUAUUAUGUAAUGCAACAUGUAUAGAAAACAGAAUGAGACGGGACAGAGCACAACCGCAGCCUGAAGUCUGCAUUAAUGGAAGUGAGGAGAGACCAAUAAAUUCAACAUGGAUAACAGAAGAUUGCAUGAACUGUACAUGCACUUUAACUGGAAUAACCUGCUGCUCAGUAAGUCUGAUGCCAAUUGCUUAUGAAGAAGCUUGUAAAGUUACGUUCAAUAAAACAUCCUGCACAUAUGAUGUACGGAGAACUGAUAACGGAACUAAAGAAUGUCUUCUGGCUUAUAUGUGAGAGCUGCAGAACUAUUCUGUGCUUGGCUAGUACCUGUGAUGUGUAUUUUAACCACAUUAUUAUAAUCAUGUCCACAUUAUUGAAUGCAACAUUUUAUCCAAGUUAUACUUUAAUUUUCUUAAUAUUGCAUAUUUUUGUAUGUAAAAUACAUGUAAAGUGUUUAGUUUUGAUCUUCUGUUACUCAUUGGCUUCUUUUUUUAUUCUAAAAUAUCUUCUCAGAGGAAACUAAGACAUGAUAAUGCACUUCUUAUAUUAUGAACACAAAUUUAUAUUAAUCAGUGGUUGAUCUACACUGUUAAUCUUCCAAAUGCACAGAGGUUCAACAUUUAAAUAUAUUCUGAUGUAGUUGAUCGCCAUUGUUCUCAAACAAGAGCAUUUAAAACGACCGUCUUUAUUUGUUUGCAGUUGGGUUAAACAAAACAGUGUAACUCAUGAUACAACUAAAGUUUAAGGUUAUUGGAUAUGACCAAAUUCAAAUUAGUUAUAAACUUGCCUUUAUGGUUAAUGUAUGUUGUUGCUACAAAGAGGAUGCAGGAGAAUUUAUAUUUUAUUUUUUCUUAAUCUAUGUAUUUGCAUGAAACAAUAAAAUUAUUUAGUGAUCAUUUUAACCCCUAACGUCCAUUUAC